CCGCCGCGGACAGGGGCCGGAUGUGACCUUCUGCCUGGAGUAGCUCAAGUUCUUAGAAGUUUCAGUGCACGCCUGAGGUGGCAAUUUAUAUAAAGAAAACACUGGGACUUGAGGCCACACCUUCAAGAAUAAAAAAAAAAAAUUAGAAAAUGGAACAACCAUGUAUAUUAUGUGAGGAAGAACAAGAGCCAGAACCGCAGCAGAACAUAGAAGAAACCAAACAGGUAGAUGAUGAAGAUGGUGAGCUGAUCUUUGUUGGGGUAGAACAUGUAAAUGACGAUGCUGAGCUGAUCUUUGUUGGGGUGACUUCAAAUUCAAAACCAGUCGUUUCAAACAUUUUGAACAGAGUCACCCCAGGUUCAUGUUCAAGGAGAAAAAAGUAUGGUCACCUCAGAAAAGGUACUACUUGCAAAUUGCAGCCUAUAAGUCAUGUGACCCCUGUAUCAGAAGCAGUGACUGCCUUGCCCGUUUCUGAAUCUGAAUCAAGAUCAACAGAAAGUCCUAUUAUUAUUGAGCCUUUGUCUAAACCUGAUUAUAAAAGUAAUUCACCACAAGUCGUGCCUAAUAGCUCUUCAGAGUUAUGUUCUCCUUUGAUUACAUUCACAAAUUCAUUGCAGCAUCCAGGUGGAGCAGCACUUUCUGUAGGAGGUAUGAAUAAAAGUCCUUGCAUAUCAAAGCAACUUUCUACUGCUGAAGUAAACAAUGUAAAUCCCAAAAGGCUUAAACUCAGUGAUGGAAUCAUAGGGGGACAUGCUUCAGCUUUGUCCCCUUCAGGUAUCUUUCAUACAGUGACUGCUGAGCAAAGCACACCCUCAAACAGUGUUCAUACCUCAUUAAGCCAUGUUCAGAAUGGAGCACCUUUUCCAACAGCUUUUCCAAAGGACAGUGUUCAUUUCAACCCUGCAGAUCCUGUUAAGGAAAAUAGACAAGCAAAAACAGAUUUUUUGAGACUAGCAAGUCAAAACCAGGUUGUUGAUCCCAAGAAAGGAAGUCUGGUCAUAUUACUUCGUGACUUUUAUUAUGGGCAGCAUAAAGGAGAUGGACAGCCAGAACAGAAGACUCACACAACCUUUAAAUGCCUCAGCUGCUUGAAAGUUCUAAAGAAUGUCAAGUUUAUGAAUCACAUGAAACACCAUUUGGAACUUGAGAAGCAGAGGGGUGACAGCUGGGAAAGUUACACCACCUGCCAGCACUGCCACCGACAGUUUCCCACUCCCUUCCAGUUGCAAUGCCAUAUUGAAAGUGUACACACUACCCAGGAGCCCUCCACUGUCUGUAGAAUUUGUGAAUUGUCAUUCAAAACAGACCAAAUUCUCUUACAGCACAUGAAGGACAAUCAUAAGCCUGGUGAAAUGCCCUAUGUGUGCCAGGUUUGCAAUUACAGAUCAUCAGCCUUUGCUGAUGUGGAAACACAUUUCAGAACUUGCCAUGAAAACACUAAGAACUUGCUCUGUCCAUUCUGUCUCAAAAUUUUCAAAACUGCAACACCAUACAUGUGUCAUUAUAGGGGACACUGGGAAAAGAGUGUUCACCACUGUUCCAAAUGCCGGCUACAGUUUUUAACUUUCAAGGAGAAAAUGGAGCACAAGACCCAGUGUCAUCAAAUGUUUAAGAAGCCUAAGCAACUGGAAGGAUUGCCUCCUGAAACAAAAGUUGUUAUUCAAGUGUCACUGGGACCUCUUCACCCAGAAUCACUGGAAGUAGCAUCCAUUACUGUGAGCACGUCAGAUUCUGAACCGUCACCCCCCAGGUCUAAGAGUAAAGUUUCCAAAAAACCUCGUUAAUUCGAGUUUCAGUAAAUCUAAAGCAGGUAUUUCAAUCAAAGUCAAAAACCCUAUAAAAAUAAAAAAUACAAACCAUA
Molecule: messenger RNA, 1861 nt
Organism: Prionailurus viverrinus (fishing cat)
Lineage: Eukaryota; Metazoa; Chordata; Mammalia; Carnivora; Felidae
Product: zinc finger protein 280B-like
Exons: 3
Coding region: 150-1784 (544 amino acids)
Biological process (GO): regulation of DNA-templated transcription
Molecular function (GO): RNA polymerase II cis-regulatory region sequence-specific DNA binding; DNA-binding transcription factor activity, RNA polymerase II-specific
Source: RefSeq, a predicted model, not a curated record